AUGAGAAGUAUCACACUUCAAGAACUGAAGAAAACAGUAGACCAACAUACAACUAAAAUCGAUGUCAUUCUACAGCGAUCUCGAACUUCGGAGACAACGCCACUGCGUUCCUUUUCUCUGCCUGGCACUAGUGGAUUGCGAAAAGCUCCCCGCAAGCAGUUGGCAACGAAUGCUACCCGUGAAAGUGCCCCAGCCACGGGUGGCGUUAAGACGCCCUAUCGCUACCGACCAGAAACUGUCGCGCUGCGAGAAAUUCGUCACUAUCAGAAGUCGACAGAGCUACUAAUCCGCAAGCUGCCCUUCCAGCGUCUGAUUCGUGAGAUCGUGCAGGACGUCAAAACCGAUCUGCGCUUCCAGAGCUCAGCCAUCAUGGCCCUUCAAGAAGACAGCGAGGCUUACCUGGUUGGUUUGUUCGAGGAUACCAAUCUGUGCGCUACUCAUGCCAAGCGAGUGACCAUCAUGCCGAAAAACAUCCAACUGGCUCGCCGGAUCCGCGGGGAGCGGGCCUAUAUUUGGAGUGUACCCACCCCCGAGAACGAAACAGCAACAAACGGUCCUUUUCAGGACCAACCAAUCAUAUUUUACUAA
Molecule: messenger RNA, 588 nt
Organism: Topomyia yanbarensis
Lineage: Eukaryota; Metazoa; Arthropoda; Insecta; Diptera; Culicidae
Product: histone H3-like
Exons: 1
Coding region: 1-588 (195 amino acids)
Cellular component (GO): nucleosome
Molecular function (GO): protein heterodimerization activity; DNA binding; structural constituent of chromatin
Source: RefSeq, a predicted model, not a curated record